Molecule: messenger RNA, 3153 nt
Organism: Patiria miniata (bat star)
Lineage: Eukaryota; Metazoa; Echinodermata; Asteroidea; Valvatida; Asterinidae
Exons: 3
Coding region: 169-945 (258 amino acids)
Molecular function (GO): nucleic acid binding; zinc ion binding
Source: RefSeq, a predicted model, not a curated record
CAUUGGGUUAGCCAAAGCGAGAAUUUACAUUUGAAUGGAAUCAGCGGAGUGUGACAUUAAGGUGUGGUUGAACAGGCGUGUUCAAGUCACUGACCGAAUUCACCAGCAAGCAGUACGGACGUCAAAUUUGUGUGUGUUCUUUUUCGUGCCUAAAUCGAUAGAGCAACCAUGUCCUUAAAUGAACAAUCUUCUUCUGCACAAGAAGUACCUGUCUCCCUGAAACUUGUCGGAGAUACCAUCAAAGCAGCAUUGGGAGAUUUCAAGGGGUAUUUGGAUACCUCGCUCGCCUCAUUCAAAAAAGACAGCGAGCGUAAGCAACAGACGACGUCGGAACAAGUACAACAGCUGAAGCGAGCUUCGGAGCUGAGUUUCCGGUUCAAAGGAAACAAAACCCAAUAUGAUUUCAAUGCAGGUAUUGUAGAGAAAUUAGGAAGGGCAGAAAAUUGUCUCAAAGAAGACGACGGUGGGUCAGCAAAAUCCCUGGUGACAGAGGUCAUUGCAGAUGUAAAAAAGCGAAACAAGCUGAUAAGACUAGCCGAUAAAUCUGACGCAGGCUGGACAGCUGUAGAUGAAUACCUCAGUGACGAGCUCGCUAGUAACUCCGAGGAUGACAAAAGAAUCAGACAAGCUCAAGCAAGGGCGGUACGAAAAAAGCGCCUUCAGAAAAGCAGUCAGCUUGCGAACAAGCGUCAACGUCAAAAUGCUACAUUGGAGCAGUUUUCUCCUUCUACUUCUGGCACUGGGCUUUUUCGAAGUUUUCAGCCAAACCGUAGAUUCAUGCCUGGGGCUACCUCUGCUUGGAGCGCAGGACCAAAGCCAACGGACUUGUGCUUUGCCUGCGGGAAACCAGGCCAUUGGAGACGCAACUGUGGACAGCAAAGGCAGGCAAUGGUGGGAGGAAAAGAACCAGCAGGGGGUAGUACAACUCAGCCCCGACAGUGGUGAAUCAGACGACUCACAUAGUGUAGCAGAAAAUGUAAAUACAGAAACAGGAUGCGAGCCAAGUGGGCUGUGGUGCAUGGACAGUCGGAUGUGGAGGGGAGUUGGUCCUGCAAAGGAAUUGGUCGAGCGCUGAAGAAACCAAAAGUUCCACGUGGAGGGAAUUACAGGCGGUUUCCCUCGCUUUGCAAGCAUUUGCGAAGAGUUUAGAGGGUAAAGUAGUGAAGGUUUGUACUGAUAACAAAGGCGUUGUCUCGGUAGUCAGCAAAGGCAGUAUGGUAGAAGAGUUACUUGUACUCAGUCUGGAUAUAUUCCAAUUCUGUAGAAAGCAUGGUAUUCAACUGGAGGUACAGUGGAUACCCAGAGAGCUCAAUCAAAGAGCUGAUGAGAUUAGUAGGGAGAUAGAUUGGGAUGAUUGGGGUGUAUCAUACAUAUUCUUUCAAUUCAUUGAUAAAAUAUGGGGACCUCAUACAGUUGAUCGUUUUGCAGAUGAAACCAAUGCAAAAUUGCCUACAUUCAAUUCCAAAUACUCAUCCCCUGGCACAAGCCAAGUAGACGCCUUUUCGUGCAAUUGGCAAGGAGAAAAUAAUUGGUUAGUCCCCCCUAUAAACUUGGUGGCGGACGUCCUAAGACACUUGAAGUUGUGCAAAGCAGAGGGCACUUUGGUUAUUCCCUGCUGGCAUUCAGCCCCUUUUUGGCCGUUGCUCUUUUCCCAUCAAAGUUCGUUUCGAAGUUUGGUCAAGCAUACCAUGCAUUUUUCUGAUUCGUCAGAUAUAUUCGUCCAAGGUCGGAAUCACAAGUCUUUGUUUGGAUCACCUUUAUUCAAGUCCGAAGUCCUUUGUGUCAGACUGAAGUUUUCAUUAUGAUGAGGAAUAAGCCGCAUGGCAAGGUAGCCGCAUGGCAAGGUAGCCGCAUGGCAAGGUAGCCGCAUGGCAAGGUAGCCGCAAGGCAAGGUAGCCGCAUGGCAAGAAAAGAAUUGCCGAAUGGCACGUAUAUAAAAGAAUAAAUAUUAAAUAUAAAUUACUUUAUUAAUUACCUAUUUCUCUGCAGAAAAUAUAAAGACGAUGAGUACUCUUCAACGUUGGCCAUGAUUCUUGACGCAUCAAGAGCCCCCAGCACCACUAAAAAAUACAACGCUGCUUUUGCCGCAUGGCAACAAUGGUGUAAGGUGGAGAAGAUCAAUCCGUUACCAGCCAAUGCCAAUGACGUGUGUCGUUAUUUUAUACAUCUCUUCAAUAUUGGUGCUCCAUUCUCGAGAAUCGAAUCAGUUUUCUAUGGCCUAAAAUGGCGUCAUGAUUGUUUUGCGGACUGUAAAGAAAACCCAUGUGACAGUAAAUUUUUACAUAAUGUAUUGCAGGGAUUAAAAAGAAGAUUAGCUAAACCUGUUGAGAAGAAAGAACCCAUUACACCAGAAAUAUUAAAGGCUGUCAUAGACAAGUACGCAGUUCUGAACAGUCUGUUAGAUAUUCGAUUAUGUACUAUGUUGCUUAUUUCAUAUGCAGGUUUCUUGCGUCAUAGUGAACUUAUCAACAUCAGAAGAUGUGAUCUCCAAUUACAUUCCUCAUAUGUUAAUAUCUUCAUAGUUAAAAGUAAAACUGACAUUUUUAGACAAGGAGCCUGGGUGAUCAUUUCAGCAACAAAUACAUCUACGUGUCCAGUCAGAAUGUUAAACAGAUACCUAAUCCUUGCAGAUCUUGUAGAUGAAGAUUCAGAUGAAAGUUUCCUUUUUCGACCAGCUAAUUAUAUUCGAACAGAGAACAAGUACAAACUAAGAUCAGGGCAAUUAUCAUAUUCAAGAUGCCUUGAUAUAUUUAAAAGCGCCUUGUCUUCGGUAGGAGUCAACCCCAAGCGUUUUGGACUGCAUAGUCUUAGAGCUGGGGGAGCAACGGCUGCGGCUCGUAUUGGUGUGCCGGACAGGCUUUUUAAGAAACACGGACGUUGGCGUUCGGAGACGGCAAAGGAUGGCUACGUCCACGAGUCGUUGGAAGACAGACUUUCUGUAUCCAAAAUGCUGGGUUUAUAGAUAGUUUAUCAGCUGUAUGUUGGUUCAGUAAGUUGUAAUAUGGGCAUUUCAAUCCCUGGAUGUGUUAAAAAGUGGAAAUAAAACUUGAUGUUUCCUGAUUAUGAUUGUAUUAAAAAACCCUUAUUUCCCGCUCUUUAAUUCCUGAGUAUGAUAAUGUGGAAUAAAUAAUAUGGGCAAUGCUUGCCAUCGAA